This is a messenger RNA of Colossoma macropomum (tambaqui), 1267 nucleotides long. RefSeq lists its product as uncharacterized. The coding region runs from base 222 to 1241 and encodes 339 amino acids. Lineage: Eukaryota; Metazoa; Chordata; Actinopteri; Characiformes; Serrasalmidae. The record is from RefSeq and is a predicted model, not a curated record. The transcript has 3 exons.
ACCUGUGGUCCACUGUGUACAGUGUUUACAGCAGUGCGUUGAGCGAGCUCAGGGAUUUUUCUGCAGCGUAUUGGCAGAGAGCAGCUAAGGUGGACCCUUCAGACAUCGAUGUGGGGGGAACUGUUGAUGAGGUUCUUCAGGCGAUUACAGACCAACUUGCCUUAUCAAGAGGUCAUCAAAGUUCAGAGGAACCACAGCUGACAUGUGACCUAAUUAGGUCCAUGUUGGGCAAUAAAGUCAUGGACAAACAUCCUUUACGUCCAGACAGAUCUCGUCCCGUCAUGUCACCUGAACACACUGUCUCACUUCCUGGGACCCCGACUCCUUCUGAGUCAUCUAAGGGUGAAGGUAAGGAAUCACACCUUCAAGGACCAUCUGUAAGGAUUACAGAUGAACAAGAGCGACCAAAGAGCAGAGAGAGGGUUUCCAUGGCCACUUUAGUGGACAUCAUGAUGACCUCCUUGGGUUUACAGGGCUCAGGUCAUUAUAUGUCUCUUGCUGAGUUAUCUGCAGCGGCCAAAAGAGUGGAUGACCUGAUUUUGACCAGAGCCGUUCAGGAGUUCGCAGACAAGUUGCAGAUCAUACUAAAGGACAGACUGAUCUCCCUGAAUGUCUCAGACUCUGUUGUUGGUGUGAGAAAACUGCAGAACCACACUGACCCUCAGCGCCACUUUACUUCUGAAUUUCUUGGAGAAUUUGCAGACGAGUCAGUAAAACGUGUGCUCAUGUCCUGCAUUGCCCCUCGACCAGCUUCUGCCUCAGCUGAAGAUAUUCCAAGCCUGGUGAUGCCCUUCAGAGUCACUCCUGAGAGUUUUGAGGUCUCAAGACCCCCAUCUGACGUGUUUGCUGACACGAUAGAUCUGUUCUCCAGAGAGAUUGUGAACACUGUAAUGGACAAUGUGUUAGCUGAUGUGUGGGAUGCUGCCUCAAAUGCUGAAGAAACACCUGAAAUGAACAGCUCUGGAAAACUCAGUACAUCUCACAAGGUGCCUGAAACAGAGGGGAAGAAGAACCUAAGCUUGAAGAAGUCCAAGAGCAUGUUCUUCAAACUCAAGAUGCCAAAAAUUUACAUCUUCAAAAAGAAAUCCAAAAAGGACAAUAACGCUGGAUCUUCAGAUCAGGACCGUCUGCAGAGUCGUCGCACUGCUGAUAUGAGUGGAGCCGACAGUGCGACUUCCAAAAAGGAGAAGCCUUGGAGAACUUCCAUCUUCACCAGGAUGUUCUCCUACUUUAGGAAAUAAGCCGCCUCAUCCCUCUUUAAGUUUCU